Messenger RNA from Pundamilia nyererei, 981 nucleotides. RefSeq names its product endoplasmic reticulum protein 27 (gene erp27). Gene Ontology annotation, biological process: protein folding; response to endoplasmic reticulum stress. The transcript is spliced from 7 exons. Gene Ontology annotation, molecular function: protein disulfide isomerase activity. The record is from RefSeq and is a predicted model, not a curated record. Gene Ontology annotation, cellular component: endoplasmic reticulum. Bases 155 to 919 code for a protein of 254 amino acids. NCBI's taxonomy places the organism in Eukaryota, Metazoa, Chordata, Actinopteri, Cichliformes, Cichlidae.
GCCACACUGGGCUGCCAUGUGGCAACCAUCAGAGACAGAGCAGAGGUGACAAAGCUCUUUUUAAAGAGUCAAACAGCUACAGGUUCUCCUACACUUUCCUUGGUUCGCUCCUUGAUCACCCACCUCACCCGCGUGAGUUGAAUCACCCAAAAACAUGCCGGGCGCCCUGUUUCUCUGCCUCCUAGUGUCUUCUGUAAUCGCUGCAGAAAAAGACAGCGCCCUUCCUGGACUGAAUAACACCAAAGAUGUUGAAGCCUUCAUCGACUCUGCUGAAGUGGUGGUCAUCGGAUUCCUGGAGGGAGAGGAGAGUUAUGGCUAUAAAGAACUGGUGGAGGCUGUGAAGCAAGUCAGCUCUGUCCCCGCAGCCAUUUGCUCCGUGAAGGAGGUGUGGGCUGAGUACAACCUCUCCUCGGAUGCCAUCACUCUCUUCAGAAAAGCAGAUAACCACCAGGAGAACAUUGAUCUUUCUGAGGCCAAGGACUUAAAAGCUGACGGUCUUGUAAACUUUAUUUCUGUGAACGAGAUCCGAUACAUCACAGAGUACAGCCAAGUGACAGCAGUGGGUCUGUUCAAUUCAGAGGUGAAGACACAUCUCCUGCUCCUUGCCAACAGGGGGAGCAAAGAUUUUGUUGAGCUCAAGGAGCGACUGGGAGCCCUGGCACCUGAGUACACAGGCAAAUUCUUGUUCGUGCUGCUUAAUGGAGCGCUGAAGUCCAACUUAAAGCCACUCGAGUACUUUGGCCUCAAGCCGAAGGACCUCCCACGAGUUGGCAUCUACGAUGGUAACUCUGACACGAAGUGGCUUCUACCGGAAGGAGAAAUUUCUACAGAGCGAGUGCGGGAGUUCUGUGAGUCUUUCUUACGAGGAGAACUGAAGGGGAUGAAAGAGGCUGAAGAAAAGCCUAAAACAGAGCUGUAGGACUCAAGAUGAAAAUGAGCUUCUUAUUUACAAAAUAAAAUGAGUAAAUUUGAAUGAAAAAA